This is a messenger RNA of Fimicolochytrium jonesii, 2465 nucleotides long. RefSeq lists its product as uncharacterized. The transcript has 3 exons. Bases 109 to 2370 code for a protein of 753 amino acids. Lineage: Eukaryota; Fungi; Chytridiomycota; Chytridiomycetes; Spizellomycetales; Powellomycetaceae. The record is from RefSeq and is a predicted model, not a curated record.
CUGGAAUCCCGUCCCAGUCGCAGAUUUGUAGGCUUCCCUUGAAGUUGCGAUUACGCCACACAAUCAACUCGCACGCUCUUGACCUGACUGCCUUUCGGAAGGAGGAUUAUGAUGGCCACUGUUGAGCCUGACGUAGUGGGUGGGCAACAACGUGUCCUCGAGAGCGAUAGGCCCGUACCGGUGAAGAAGCCGCUGGAGGCGCAGCAUGAGGAUGGGAUUCUCGAAAGGGAGGCAUACGGGGCCCAAGUGGCGGCCCCCGGUUCCGUUGCGGAUGCUGUCAAUCACUCGGCUGUAAAGUACGAUGAGGCUAUCCCAGAGAACGAUGGCAGCGCACAAAAACCCGCAGAUUCUGGCGACGACCUCCCGCCUCUGAGCACACACACGCCGGUUUUCCCAGACUCCAAUGACGAUGUCUCCAUCAGUACCAUCGUUACACCCCUACCAAAUGCACCACGGUGUCCCGUCACAGUCGCAUUCGGCCCGCGCAAUGGCUGGUACGUCCGCUGGUCAGAUGGAACAAGCGGGUGGGAAUCUCUUCCACCGUCUCUACACGCCAAACUCAACAAGCGCCUACCAUCCCUACCCGGUGUCCGGCAAUUGAGUAUAUCGGAUAACAGCGAAUGGUUCGUGUCCUUCGACGAUGGCUCCAUCGCAACAUCUGGGUUCCCACCUCGUGGAAAGCUGUGGGAUGCGCUUCAUAGCGACGCAGACGCCGAUAUCACCAACCUAGUGUUUGCGCCCGGCGGCGGCUUCUUGUUGACAAGAGAGGAUGGAACGUACGUGUUUGAGAGGCUGCCAACGACUUUAAACGAUCUGCUGAAUAAGAGGGGCCGUGGAGAUCCGCGGAUAGACUACGUCGCCAUUUCAAAGUUGGGUGGCUGGUUUGUCAUGUUCGAAGACCGAGAGUGCAUCUGGGAAGGUCUCCCUCCGCGCUUGGAAAAGGUCCUCAUCCAAACCGUAAGAAAGAACCCACCUUUACUUUUGGUUGGAUUAUCCUCUUCGGAAAUGAUGCACUACUUUGUCGCCGUGGGAACUGCCACCGAUACCAACAUCGAUUACCCUGGCCUCAAAGCGGCCCUGUCCUGGGCCAAACGCGAAACCGACGUGCAACCCGAGAUGAACGUCAACUACACCGGCCCGAUGCCUGUCCCGCCGGUAGAUUCUGCCAUCUACGAAGACCUAUUUCGGCAUGCCGCUGCAGGGGACUUCAGUGACGGCCUCUCUCCUGACGCCGGUGAUGCAUUUGAUCUCGAUGAUGAUGUAAAGUCUUCCAUCGGCGGUGGCGGGUCCGUCGUCGAGGUCAAGCUGGGAGGUGCGGCAAACAAAGGGUCUGGGUAUAUCUACGGCGCUCCCAUCGAUGGAAACGUCGAGGCAGAGGAAGGCGGGCGUCUUUUACUGCGCGCAGCCUCUUCAGCUCAACUCGAAACGAAAGAUCCCAAACGAGGCUGGAGCCUGAUGGGCGCCAGUCUCCCAUCUCCCACGAUUCAACCCCCAGCCGCUGCCAUCCUGCCAUCCGCUUCUACCGCGGCCGGUUCGCCCUCUUCAUCGGCUGGCAUAGGUUCUUUCUUUUCCUCCGUUUUUGGAUUAUCCAAAACUCCUGACCAAAAUGCUCAGUCCACGCGAACGACGUCACGGAAUCGGUCCAGGACAAGGCAAGAUUCCAGGGGAGCAAAACAGUCGCAACAGCAGCAGCAAGGUGGCCAGCAACAGAAAGCCAUGGAAAGUCCGCAAGAUGUCGAUGAGUAUGAUAGUGCGAGCGACAUGAUGCUCGAUCGAGUUGCGCAAUUGAAGGGUCAAUUGCAGGAGCGACUAUCGGAACUUCCUACAUCUUCCCGCUUCUACCCACCACUGACUCGCCUCUCCAAGAAGCUCGAUGAGCACGCCUACCACCUUACAACCCUCCGCUCCCAGCACACAACCCCCGAACAGCUAGCCGACACGGAAUACUACGUCCUGUACUGCGAGGGCUGGCUUGAGGCGUCUGAGAUUGUGCCAUUGGACAACCCGUGGCUGAAUGGAUGGGUCGAAGGAAAGUUUGGCUGUUCGGUAGAUGAGGUUGCGAAGGCUGUUCAGGCCUACAAUAAGACGGAGGAGGCCGCGAUCACGGGGGCGCACGCGGUUGUGAAGGGAAGUGGGGUGUUUUCCGAAGAACCGGAAGAUAUCUUGGCGUCGGACACGGAUGCUGUGGAUGUCGAGAACGGCAAGCAGGUCGACGCAGACGUUACUACUUCCGCAGGGAAGACGGAACAACAGACGAUCGACGAACAUCUGCGUUUGAGCUAUGUGUAUGAGGCAGAGUUCACAAAGACAGUGGGCUUGGGCCUUGCACCGUCCGCAAGUCUCACAGAUACAGCCGGCCAGAAUGAGUAGACAGAUAUACCCCCGUUUCAGCCCACAACACAUCCUUUACAAUUUCCUCUGUUCCCCCUUGUAUUUUACAUAUAGCUUAUAUGAUGUCGUUUUCC